Molecule: messenger RNA, 378 nt
Organism: Rhizoctonia solani
Lineage: Eukaryota; Fungi; Basidiomycota; Agaricomycetes; Cantharellales; Ceratobasidiaceae
Exons: 2
Coding region: 1-378 (125 amino acids)
Source: RefSeq, a predicted model, not a curated record
AUGCUCCAGGCGAUUUUAACCAAGAUGGGGCAGCUCGACGACAUCAAGUCCCGACUAGACAAGCUCGAAGGCAAAUCGCCGCAGUCCUGCCCCAACCGUCAACCCUCCACAAACGCGUCCCAGCUUUGCCAAUGUUGCGGCAAAGGCACCAGCCAAAGCCCCGGAGGUCAAGCCUCUAACAUUGCCGCAGCCAUCAAGAGGGAUAUCGCCAAACCGGCGCCCGCACAGAGCGACGACAAGAAUUUUGUUGUUCGCUUUAAGACUCUACCAGUCACACAACCAAACCCCGAAAGCAUAUUCGUGGCCAUGCGAGAAUGCCUUGAUGCCGCAAACCGCAACCUCGGCAAGGUAGACUCACCAGAGUCCGAUGGUCACUAA